Enhydra lutris kenyoni (northern sea otter) is the source of this 559-nucleotide messenger RNA. Its product is annotated as germinal center associated signaling and motility. Gene Ontology annotation, biological process: regulation of B cell receptor signaling pathway; negative regulation of lymphocyte migration. The coding region runs from base 1 to 453 and encodes 150 amino acids. The record is from RefSeq and is a predicted model, not a curated record. The transcript has 7 exons. Lineage: Eukaryota; Metazoa; Chordata; Mammalia; Carnivora; Mustelidae.
AUGGGGAACGCUCCGCCGAGGAAAAACAGGUGGCAGCAGAACACUCAAGAAAUACCCUGGGCUCCAAAAAAUCAAAGCUUCAGAGAGAGGACACCCAGAUGCUGGGACGGCUGCGUUGCCCAAGGGUGUUUCUGCCUUCCAUGGAAAAAAGGACGCAUUUGUAAAGCAAAGCCAGAUUCCUCAGAGGAGAAUAAAAGAAUGUCAUCUGCUCCCAUGCAGGACAGUGCUGACCAGAGCUCCUCGGAGGAUCUCUGCUACACCCUCAUUAGUCACAGCGUCCUUGGGAGAAGGCCAUCAGGGAUCUCUGCCGAGAGGUGCUAUGAGAAUGUUUCCCCUAAGACCGAGAAACCCAGGAAUUACUUGAGAGAAACUGAGACUUCGUAUGCACUUCUCCGGGUGCAUUCCUCUCCAAGCAAUUUGUCUUCCCCAGAAGAUGAAUAUGAACUUGCCUAGUAGAAUCUCCUUCCAUGCCCUGCAACAGCCACAUCUACCUCUGCUACCUUCAAAGGCUCAGGUUUCCUAUUUAUAAUGAAAUAGUUGGACCAGCACUUGUCUAAUA